Molecule: messenger RNA, 278 nt
Organism: Cetraspora pellucida
Lineage: Eukaryota; Fungi; Glomeromycota; Glomeromycetes; Diversisporales; Gigasporaceae
Source: the annotation of a GenBank genome assembly
AUAAGAUUGGGCUAAAAAUUGAUGAUAAAGCAGUAACUAUAGUUGUAAUAGCUACAGAUGCAAAAGCUAAGACAUUAGAAAAAGUUAAAGGUGUUCAAAUUGCAUUACAAGAUGUUAAUGACUUGCAAGUUAUAAAAAACCCUACUCUCUAUCUCACUAAUAUAGAAGAAAUACCAGUACAAGAUAAUAGCAAUGAGAAAAAAACCCUUGAAGAACUGAUACUAGAAUCAAUCAACAAGCAUGAUCUAGAAACAACUGCAAUGAAAAAGAUUAAAUAA